Molecule: messenger RNA, 2050 nt
Organism: Solea solea (common sole)
Lineage: Eukaryota; Metazoa; Chordata; Actinopteri; Pleuronectiformes; Soleidae
Product: transmembrane protein 25
Exons: 9
Coding region: 373-1524 (383 amino acids)
Biological process (GO): negative regulation of excitatory postsynaptic potential
Source: RefSeq, a predicted model, not a curated record
AUCUGCUUCUCACCUCUCCUCCUCCUCCUCCUCCUCCUCCCUUCCCACUCUCACAAAGUGGCGACAGUGUGACUGCCUGCCUGCGUCAGACAGCCCUUGCCAGCUACCGAACACUGCUACUCGAGCUGCCGCGUAUGCCCUGCAAAAAAGCUCUGUGUGUGUGUGUGUGAGGUGUGUAAUUGCAUGAGUGUACGCAGAUGGGAAAGCAACUGAGUCAGGGAGGGCUGCCUCUCAUCUCUGCUGUUACCACCAUCCUUCACUCUCCCUCCUCUCCUCUGCUGCCAUGGAGCUCGAGCAGGCUGAAUCACAACAGCAUCUGCACAAAGAGCUGAGGUAGAUGUGUGUUUACAUGUGGUGCUCCGCUGGGCCAGUAUGAAGUGUGUGUGUCUGAGGAGGUGGGCACAGGGCUCUGCUGUCGUGUUCCUUCACACACUGGCCUUAUCCUGGACAGGUGUGAUCGAGUCGGCCCCAAAAAUCGACGGAUGGCACCGCGCGGCGAUGACGCUGCAGGAGAACAUGACACACCGCUUUAACUGUCAGUCAGACGGCUGGGAUCCCCAUGCUCCGCUGUUGCUGACCUGGUACCUGAACGGCGAAAAGCAGGGAGAGCCGUCGCCCAACCGUGGGCGCCUGGUGAUGACAUCCAAGGAGGAUUCUCCCGUCAUGAGACCAGGGACCAACCACAAUAGCACGUUCUCUCUGCACGCCAGAAAAUGGGACAAGGAGCUUGUGUGUGUGGCGUCAAAUCCUCGGACGGGAGAGAGCUACAACGCCACAGUCACACUCAAUGUCCAGUUUCAACCAGAGAUCCUCAGAGUGAACGCCCACUAUAGUGAAACCUCAGGCCCCGGCCUCUCCCUGGUCCUCUUUGCCUUGGUGCGGUCCAACCCGCCCGCCACCAUCACCUUCGUGGACCAGUCUGGCCAGCUGGUCGCCAACACCUCUGACUUCCUCAUCUUGGACUCCCGGAGCUACCCCUGGCUGACCAAUCACACCCUGAGGGUGACGCUCAGUAGCCUGUCAGGGAAUAUAUCGAUGAAUGCCAGCAACAGUGUGGGAGCGGUGCAGAACAACCUCACACUAGCAGAGUUCCUGCAGUCUCGUGUGGAGGUGCCCAUGCUGGGCAUCGUGACUGGAGGGGCCAUGGCCUUCAUGGCCCUCCUCAUCCUCAGUCUUAUUGUUCUCUGCCUCAUGCAAAAAAAUCAAAAAAGCAAGUCCAUUGACGAGCCAGUGGAGAUUCUCAUGACCAAGAAGAGUGACUCGGCCAAUCUGAAGGCGGAGAAAGCUGAUAAGGUCCACAUCCCGAGAGAGAACAUGUCUCUGCCGUCCAACAUGCAGCUCAAUGACCUCAGUACUUUGAGAAAAGCCCGAGAGGCUUCGCUGCACAACAGUCUGGGAGCGAGGAAUGAAGAGGAGGAGGAAGAUCUCUCUUUAGCCUACGCCGCCAGAGGUUUUGCCAGAUAUCCGAUGGUGGGCUACAUCUAUAAGGUGAACAGCACAAGCAGCGAGGAGAUCUGGCUCUGACUUACCUCAACCCUGACACACUCAUGCAUGCAUAACGACUUCCAACAAUGCAUCUGUCAAAGAGGGUAAACUGCCAGUCGGUCAUCCGUCACCUCUAAGCUGCACCGGCGGGACGUGAGCAGUGUUUGUGGGCCACGUGCAGCAUCGACACACUCUGGCUCUCUGACCGAAUGUCCAAUUUGAAGUGCACAAAACAAACCCGUCUCUCUACACAUAAAAGUACUCAUAUAACGCAACGUUCCGCUUCGUUUUUCCACCUGUAACCACACGCUCAUCGCUCUGUCCUCCAUAUGUCGCAUCGUCGGAAUGCAUUUAAAUGUCCUACGCUUACACCAGAAUGUCCAAAAGGUAACGUAUCGUAUGUGCGGUUUUACAUUCUGACAACUAACGCCUCAGUCAGGUGGCACAUGAUUAUGAAGUAUGUAUUUAUAUAUGGACAAUAUACAUAUGUCAAGUACUGUAUAUUUGUAUGAACAUGUACACGUGUACAAAAGAGGAUGUCAAAUAAAGACAACACUGACAUUGG